CGUGUUUAGAGAUCGCCGAAGUUGGGGAAGUUUGAAGCGGUGCCGUGACAUGAUGCCGAGCACACCUGGGCGUUAGCUUUGAAGGUGCUGCUUGUGGAGACGCUGCCUCUUAUCCGUUAAACGGGGUGUUGCGUGCAGUUCGGGAGUGGGAGCGCCCGUGCAGACGUUGGAGGCGCCGUGGAGAGAAGGAGCACGGCGAGUGGGAUUCAUCCUGCGCCUCGGCGUGGGGAUUUCAUGUGUUGUGCCCAGCGGGAAUAUGGAAAGGCUGCAGCUUCGCCGGAAACCGAGAGGCUCACUAAGAGAAUCCCUCCAAUGUAAUCCUGAGGCUAAAGCUAUCAAGUGGUGGUGGUCCUUCAGCUGUUCCACAUGAGGACUAAAAAUGAAAGAUAAGCAAUAUGUGUUCUGCUUAUGGGAGGGACGCUUUUGGCCAGCAAAGUGUAUAAAACAACACGUUAAGGACACCGAAUCAAGCCAAGAUGAAAUUGAGGUGGAGGUCCUUUAUGUAGGAAAACGAGUGCAAAUAAAACGGAGCAACAUCAUUCCCCACAACAGGCAGACUUAUGAGGAUGUCUCCCAAGACCUGGAAAAAAAUCCAGACAGGCAUCGAAUAUUGGAUCUGUUUCUUGAGACUGAAGAUGACAACAAAUCGUUCAAGGGCUUUCCCAUUGAUGGCAUCAGUACAGGUAAAGACAUGGCAUCAGAGACAUUCCAGCCAGAGCUAAUUUCACCUUACAGGAGAGCCCUUGAACAGAUGAUGGUUCUGCCUCUAAGUCCUUCCACAUGCACACUGGCAGCUUCAAUUAAAAGAAACCGAGAGACGCCAACUAAACGACGAAGGACCACAAAGGGAAAACAAUACUGCAAAGCCAAACGUUCUUUGGAGGACCAAACAGAAUCCUCAGGUGAAGAUACCAGCCUGAAGUCUUCUGAUCCAAGUGAAACUACUAUGGUGAGAAGCAGUGAUGAUGACCGUGGCUGCUACAAAGAUGCAGGCAGAGAAGAAGUAGCAGACAGGAGAACCAAAAUGGUAUCAAAACCCAUAGAAAACUGUGACCCUUGCAACUCUGGGGGUAAAACUACAGCAGCUACAUGGCUAAACACCCGGAAGGGGACUUCUAGGAUGUCGAGGAAAACCACCGAGAAGAGCGGUGGUUCUGUUCAAAAUUCCACCCGCCGCAGACCAGCUCUUCUAACUUCCACGCCCCAGAACAGUUUCAGACGGCGGAUGUGGAAGGAGCCUGAUUUCCAGCUUCAAGAGUCAGAUGGUUAUUUAACACCCAAACACAAAUUAACCUCCAAAGUGAAAGGGAAAAGCAAGUUUUCUACCAAAAACCAAAAUUUCAACUAUCUGAGUCGGGCUUCCAGGCAGAGCUCGCCUAAGAAAAAUGUCACAAGAAAUUUUCAAAAGCUUUUUGUGGAGCGCGCUGAUGAAACACAGUGCUGCUCAUCAUCUGCCCAGACUCUGAGAAAUGGAGGGAUCAGCGGAAGGACACACACGUCUAGGCAGACACAAAGAAAGAACUCCAGAGGAGAUGCUAAUGUGGAGAGUGUGAACUUAAAUUCAGAUCAGCCUGUGCAGAAGAUAAACACGAGAAGCUGCUCGAGAUUGGGGGAGAGAGGCCAUAACACGCAGACACCCUUCACCAGUCACAGGCGGAAAAAGCCACCAAUCGCUGAGAACAGGAAGCGGCCAGUGAACAGCCAACGGCACAACACACUGCCAGACUUUACCUUGGAAGAAAUUGGUAUGGAGCAGUGCUGCAUGCUUUCACUUCUUUUGCCGACCAGUCAAAAGUGCAAAGAUAUGAGCCAUCAAUCCUCGGAUCUUUCACUGGGACUGAGUUUGACCGAGUCACUCAUAGACACCUCUGUGGUGGAAGAUGAAGAGAAGGAGGAGGAGGAGGAAGAGCUACCCAGUAUCUUCUUAGAGAGUAAGAAAUCCUGCCCUAUAGCAGAAGGAGCGUGUGUUUGGUGCAAAUUCCGGAAGUACCCAUUCUGGCCAGCGUUGGUCAAGAGCGUAAAUCAUAAGAAUAAGAAAGCCAGCAUCGUUUUUGUGGAGCAGCUGUUGACUGACAAAAAUCGCAAAGGGUUGUGUGUCUCACUAAGAACACUGAAGCCAUUUGACUGCGACGAAAAGGAGACGUUCAUUAAUACCGCCCGGGAAACCUAUGACAGAGCGAUUGACUUUUGUGUUGCACUGAUCGAUGACUACAUCAUUCGAAUAGGUGGUAGGGCAUUUUCUGGGUCCUUCACUGAUUACUGCACAAGUGAAAUAAGCCAUCCUGUCCGGAAAGAAUUUCAUCAAGGCCACGAUACGCUGACCUUUCCCAGUUGCCUUAUCCAGGCAGAGUGUGACGACACCACUGAAAGUCAACCCGGGGACAGCUGCUGUGAGCAGUUAACUCAAAAGAAGUUACUUCCUGAUCGCUCCAAGGCAGCUCGCAACAAAGCCAACCAAAAACUGGUGCAGUUCAUCGUGAAAACCCACGGCGUGGAGAAACACCUGCAGGCCAUCAUUGCGGGCAAGAAGCACUCCAAAUGGUUAAUGGAGUAUUUGAAACCAAGCCGCUUCCUGAAGUGGGUCGACACUUACCUGGAAGAUGAAAGCCAGCUCUGGGAAGUCUUGAAUUACCUGAAGUCCUUUGUGGCUGGAGUUCAAGGCCGAUCACAGCUCCUUGUUGACAAUAAUGAGUUGAUUUUCAACGUUCUUUUGCCUGAGGCUGUCAUCUUUGCCAUCUCUGCUGUGGAUCGCAUCUCCAUAGAAAAAGCUGAAGAGAAAUAUAAUAAAGGCCCUGACAUUAGUGCCAGGGCUGAUUUCGACUUUUGUCAUAAGGAGGAGUUGACCGUGGUAAUCAACUGUAAAUGGCGACAAAAACCCACCACUAUGUUUAAGUUGGACUCUCUUUUCUAGAAGGUUCAUUGGUUUGACCGAGAUUCCCUGAGCAAGUAGCAAAAAAAAAUACGGCAAAAAUGGCAUCGACUUCUGGCGAAAGAGAGAAGUGAACGUGUAAAGGAAAAUACUCUGUGGACGACGUUUUGCAUAUUAUCGCUGAACUGGCUUGUCACUGAUCUUGAUACAAAUGAUCGAAGAUGAAGGUGAGGUACCAGCGUCAGCAGAUGGUGUAGCUGACAUGCGUGCGACAACUUUGGCCUGGGAGGGCCAUCGCUUAAAAUGACAAGAGGUACAAACCAGAUUACAGUGUGCUGCUGUACCGUCCCUGCCACGCAAAGACAGCCUGGCAGCCAGCCUACCUAAUUGGCAGGCACAGCAUGCAGCAGCAGGCGUUUUCUGUCUGAAACCAUUGCUUUGUCUACUUUACAGAAAACUCUCCUUCAAGAGUUAAUACGUUCCAUAUUUACGUGAGAACUCCUGCACGCUACCAUCACGAGCAAAGAGAAAAUGUGUCCUUACAUCAAGGAAAAAAGAACCAGGAUAACGGGAUUAUUUACAGAUCCAUUUCAUUGUCACAAACAUGCGGCGAACACGUGAUCUUUUAUAUCAAAGCUUUGAUCAGAAAAUUUUUAGGCUUUUAUUUUCCGGUCCAUGUCCGGUGGCUUCCACUAUAAAAUGCCAGGAUGGGUUCUGUACUUUUAACAAUUAAUAAAAAAUGAUUAAAAGACGGGACUUGAUUUU
Molecule: messenger RNA, 3634 nt
Organism: Polypterus senegalus (gray bichir)
Lineage: Eukaryota; Metazoa; Chordata; Cladistia; Polypteriformes; Polypteridae
Exons: 18
Coding region: 380-2911 (843 amino acids)
Source: RefSeq, a predicted model, not a curated record